Hevea brasiliensis (rubber tree) is the source of this 1181-nucleotide messenger RNA. RefSeq names its product polyadenylate-binding protein 1. The transcript is spliced from 6 exons. Gene Ontology annotation, molecular function: RNA binding. The record is from RefSeq and is a predicted model, not a curated record. NCBI's taxonomy places the organism in Eukaryota, Viridiplantae, Streptophyta, Magnoliopsida, Malpighiales, Euphorbiaceae. Bases 168 to 836 code for a protein of 222 amino acids.
GUCCACCGAAUCCAUUACGGGACAUUUUACACGCGCACAGUCGCACGCAGUGCACCGACCUCCCCAGCCCUGGCUAGUUUGUACGUCUUUUUUUUUACCCCAAAUUGAAACCCCAAACCCUAGCAGUUAGCCCCAAGAACCUAAUUUCCCGCGGUAGACGUAGAGGGAUGGAUCAGCAUGAAGAGCAAGAGCAUGAGGUGUACGGGACUGAAAUGCCUGACGAGGGAGAGAUGGACGCCGAUAUCGACAUGUCUUCGAGGCCUGAAGAAGAAGAGGACCAUGGUCCUAACUCCAAGGAUUUGGAGGACAUGAAGAAGAGACUGAAGGAGAUCGAAGAAGAAGCUGGCGCUCUCCGUGAAAUGCAGGCCAAGGUUGAGAAGGAGAUGGGAGCUGUCCAAGAUGCCUCAAGUGGUUCUGCAAGUCAAGCUGAAAAGGAAGAGGUGGAUUCCCGCUCUAUUUAUGUUGGUAAUGUAGACUAUGCCUGUACACCUGAAGAAGUGCAGCAGCAUUUUCAAUCCUGUGGAACAGUUAACAGAGUGACAAUCUUGACUGACAAGUUUGGUCAGCCAAAAGGAUUUGCUUAUGUUGAAUUUGUUGAAAUUGAUGCCGUUCAAAAUGCUCUUUUGUUAAAUGAAUCCGAACUGCAUGGCCGUCAGUUAAAGGUCUCUGCUAAGAGAACUAAUAUUCCUGGAAUGAAGCAAUAUCGAGGAAGGUUUCCCAAUCCUUAUGGCUUCAGAUCUCGAAGGCCAUUCAUGCCUGCUCCGCCCUUCUAUCCCGCAUAUGGUUAUGGGAGGUUUCCAAGGUUCAGGAGACCCAUGCGUUACAGACCAUACUAACGAGCAGUUGCCACCAAUUUGAGAAGACCAUUUGUUCAUGGCUCAGGAUAGUCCUUUUUUUUAACAUUAUGGGUAUAUGAAGGGACAGAAAGACUUGUAUCAUCAUUUGCAUGGCGAAGGCCAGUCUGAUAUUUUCUCAAAUUAAUAACUUACAGAAUGCUGGACUCUUUUGCAUCAAACAAAUCAUGCAUUUACUUGUUUUGUAGAUGAUAAAGGGGGCGCUAGAUGUGCAAAUGUUGUGGAAAUAUUUUUUUCUUCUUUUUAUUUUUUUUCCUUUUGAAUGUAUGUAGCAUACAUGAUCUUUGAUGAAUGUAGAAUACAUGAUCUAAGAUCUACCGUUUCUCA